AUGUUUAUAGCCAUAUAUGCUGUUCUAUUCUCUUUGCUCACAGAAGCUGUCCUGGGAGUGACACUGGAGCAAAAAGAUCUCUCCAUGACUAAAGGGGAGGGCAAAAGUGUGUAUAUCAGCUGCAAAGUGACCGGAUUAACCACCACUUAUGUCCACUGGUAUCAGCAGAAAGAUGGUGAAGCUCUCACAAGGAUCCUAUAUGUCAGUAGUGGAAGCAAACCUGUUCAUGAUACUACCCAUCCUGAAGCAAAGGACUUUGAUGUGAGGCUACAGGCUGAUAAUUAUGAUCUAAAGAUAACAAACCUGAAGAAAAGUCACUCUGCAGUUUAUUACUGUGCCAGCUGGGAGACAGUGUGAACUGGAUACAGCUACAAAGUAUUUGGAUCUGGAACUCGACUUUUCGUCACUGAUCCUGUGAAGGAACGGGUCAAAGAACCUCAAGUGUACGUGUACCCAGUGUCCACGCCAGAAAAAGGAGAAAAAUCUUUUUUGCUGUGCCAUGCGAGAGGCAUGUUUCCAGACCUGGUGAGAUUCACAUGGCAAGCAAAAGAUCAGGGUGGAAAAAACGUGGACCUGAGAGGUGAUGAGCGGCUGGAGCAGAGAGACGAGGUUCCAGAAGUCCGAAUAACCAGCAUGCUCAUUGUAGGGAAGGACAAAGCAAAGAACAAUAAUUUCAUCUGCACUGUUAAACAUGACAGCAGUGUUAAAGACAAGGAAUUACAAAUUCCAAGAGAAGAAGACACUUCUAAGUCAAACGCUGGUGUUCUUAAUACCUGUCCAACUCAAAAAGCAGAAGAAGCAGAAGAAGUGGAAGAAGAAAUCAUGAAUUUUGGUGUGUUUGAGCACAGCCGCAGUCUGUACCUAUUCAGUGUGACAUACGUGUUACUGCUGGUGAAAAACGUGUUGUAUUUUUGCACUGUCUUUGUCUUACUGUUCAAGAGAAAUCCUGCUAAGAUAUAGAUGAUUAGAGUCAAAGUUCGCUGAUCAGUCCAUCAGCCAAAGAACACAACUCAACACACCAACUUCUUUCAGAAUUAUCUACAUGUAUUUUUACUCUUAAUUUUUAAAUUCAAAAACUUUCACUUGGAUUCACCUGACAAUUCAUUUGCCUACCUUUUACUAUUAAUAUUUUUUUGUGUUUAAACAAUUUGAAGAUUCUAAUCAUUUGCAUAUUUUAAACGUACGUCAGUUUGUAUGCACAGUUAAGUUGAAACUUUCUUUCAACUCGUGAUAUCUUAUAACCAUUCUUUGUAUUUGUUGUCUAUACAAUUGUUUUAUUAACGAUGUGCUACUGUUUUAUUAAAA
Molecule: messenger RNA, 1305 nt
Organism: Ictalurus punctatus (channel catfish)
Lineage: Eukaryota; Metazoa; Chordata; Actinopteri; Siluriformes; Ictaluridae
Source: RefSeq, marked provisional